AUGGCAGACAACAAUGGCGUGCCGCGAAGAAAGCCCGUCCCUCACUCCGCACAAGAGCUCCCCGAGAACUGGGCGCAAGAACUGACGGCGCAAUUCCGUCGGACCCUCUCCACCAAGCGCAUGAAUGAAUUGAGCAGUCGCUCGCCCUCUCAGCGUCGCCCGUCGUCUCGCCGAGUACCCACCGAUAUUGUCGUUGAGCGCCGACGACGCGACAUCGCCUCUCCUCCUCCGCUUCCACCAUCCCGACAGGCUCCUCCUCCUCCCCCUCCUCCAGCAGCAGUACCAGAAACGCCCGCUGAACCCUCAAACACCUCCACCGCCGAAUCCUCAGACAUCGCCGCCGACUCGCCACCCGCAUACGCCUCCCUCAAAAACAUCCCUGCCGUGCCUACCGCGCCGACCGAUCAAUUCUCGCGCCGCUUUCGCAACUACCUCAUCAACCUCUCCUCCACGCCUGUAACAUGGGAGAACCCCGGCCUACUCGACGAAGCCCUGCGCGUCGUGCCGCUCCAGCGGAUCUACGACGAGGCACAGGAAGAGGCGGACCUGCUCACAGCCGAGGCGGCUUCAUUAGGCGACAACAUCCUCCCCGCCUGGGGCUACCAAGACUGCGUCAUCCGCGCUCUCAUGAAAUGGUUUCGCCGCGACUUCUUCGAGUGGGUCAAUAACCCCAAAUGCUCCGCCUGCCGCUCCCCCACCAUCGCGCGAGGAAGAGCCGCCCCGUUACCCGAUGAAGCAGCACGAGGCGCGAACCGCGUCGAGCUCUACCAAUGCGCCCACCCUCAAUGUCAAUCUUACGAACGUUUCGCCCGAUACAACGAUGCCUUUGUCCUGCUUCAGACGCGACAAGGCCGUGUAGGCGAAUGGGCCACCUGCUUCGGAAUGCUGUGCCGCGCGCUGGGUAGUCGCAUUCGAUGGGUAUGGAAUCAGGAAGAUCACGUCUGGACGGAGGUGUACAGCGUGCAUCGCAAGCGUUGGGUGCAUGUUGAUUCUUGCGAGGAAGCGUGGGAUGCGCCCCGUCUUUACACUGAAGGCUGGGGCAAGAAGCUCUCCUACUGCAUCGCCUUCUCCGCCGACGGCUGCUGCGACGUCACCCGCCGCUACGUCCGCAACCCCGCCACCCACUCCGUCCCCCGCAACAAAGUCACCGAAGGCGAACUCCUGCACAUCAUCCGCGAAAUCAACGCCCUGCGCCGCAAAGACAUGGACAAGAAGCAGAAGUUCCAGCUCAACGCAGAGGACAUGCGCGAAGACGCCGAACUCCGCAAGUACAUUAUCGAAGCGCUCGCGUUUAACGUGAGUCGCAUCUUGCCUGGUGGAGACGGGGAGAAGGCUUCCAUGCGCGGGCUCGAUACCGCUACCAUGGCUGCCGCCGCUGCGCGGAGGGAACGCCGCGGUGGCGCGAGUGGAGACGCGGACGCGGCGAAGGCUGCGGAGCAUGCGAGGGGCGCUGCUGGCGACGCAGAGCGCGUGCGCCGCGCUGGCAAUACUACUGUUGGCGAGCAGCGGCCGCCUGGGAGCAAUGGGCAGAGUCCUCCGCGGAGGGAGCAUCAUCGUCGUGCAUAG
Messenger RNA from Neohortaea acidophila, 1566 nucleotides. RefSeq lists its product as uncharacterized. The record is from RefSeq and is a predicted model, not a curated record. The transcript is spliced from 2 exons. Lineage: Eukaryota; Fungi; Ascomycota; Dothideomycetes; Mycosphaerellales; Teratosphaeriaceae. Gene Ontology annotation, biological process: glycoprotein catabolic process; protein deglycosylation; protein quality control for misfolded or incompletely synthesized proteins. Gene Ontology annotation, cellular component: cytosol; nucleus. Bases 1 to 1566 code for a protein of 521 amino acids. Gene Ontology annotation, molecular function: peptide-N4-(N-acetyl-beta-glucosaminyl)asparagine amidase activity.